This is a messenger RNA of Aspergillus campestris IBT 28561, 1020 nucleotides long. RefSeq lists its product as uncharacterized. The record is from RefSeq and is a predicted model, not a curated record. Bases 320 to 742 code for a protein of 140 amino acids. The transcript has a single exon. Lineage: Eukaryota; Fungi; Ascomycota; Eurotiomycetes; Eurotiales; Aspergillaceae.
GUUAUCUCGACAUAAUUUUCAUAUCGUACACCGGAAGGACUACGCAGACAAUAGAAUAGAUAGUGCAAAUAAACUAGCGGCCUAUGCAAACUGGAGAUUUCUGGCGGCGAACCAGUUAGACAUAUUCUGGCAGAAAUGUCUUUUGACUUCUGCCUGGCACGCGCCUGAAACCGGCACUGGAUACCUAACGCUCCUCCACAAACGACAAGCUGGCUACCGAAUUCGCACUAUCCAACAACAUCGACGCGUGAGACAUUACUGAAGAUCUUCCAGUUCUUCUCUCUUCUCACCUUCAUCAGCACAAAACCAACCAAGAACAAUGACUACGCAUAUACCACCUCCCCCUCCACCACCCCAGGCAGCGCCCAUACCAUCCCCGACUCCCCCUCCCCCAACUGUAUCUCCAACUGCCCCUCCGGGCGCCUUCCUCGUUGAACUGAUCAUCUUCAACGGGGCGCCCUUCAAAGACCACUGGGCCUACUGGGUCCACUCCCCCGACAGCCCCAACCUGGGCGUCCAAGUCCACGCCGCGGGGGACGUCUACAACGGGUUCAAGCGCGAAGCCAGACGGAGCCUUGACUUGCGCUCUACCACCCCUGCCCCGACAAAAAGGAUCCCCCUGCAGUGGGUCGAGGGAAGGUUCUUCGACGAGAGGGCCAUGCUGAAUGCGGGCUCUUUUUGUGAUCACUAUGCGCCUGUCACGCACUUUGAGAUCGCCGGGGAAGACGUUGAAUGCGGUUGAUGAUGUGGUUUGCUCCUUUUCUUGGAUUUUCUUGUCGUUCUUUCUUUGGGUUUCUAGGAAAUCAUUGCUUGGAGAAGUGAUUAGCUGGAAUCUGUUUGUUUUACUGUACAAUUCCCACUGAUGCAAUGCUAAUUUGGAUAUCUCAGACUGUACCUGCAACCAGCGUGGGCAGGAAAAUUAGCCAGCGCAACUGCCAGACAUGGAUUGUUGAGUCAGCAGAACAGCUUGUCAAAGACAAAAUAUUGAGCAGGGAAGUAGCUGAUUACCUGCGGGCUAUU